Messenger RNA from Hepatospora eriocheir, 318 nucleotides. The record is from the annotation of a GenBank genome assembly. Lineage: Eukaryota; Fungi; Microsporidia; Hepatosporidae.
AUGGAAAAUAUAAUAGAAAUUUUAUUUACAGUUAUGUUGAACACUGUUUUAAGUAAGUUUAUAAUUAAUUAUGUUAGUGGUACUGUUCAAAAUCAAAAUUCCCGAGAUAAUUCUCUUGAUGGUUCUGGUGGUUCUGGUACUCCUGAUGGAACUUCUAUGUUUACUUCUCUUGUUAAAUUCUUCAAUAAUCAUAGAAAGAUUAUAAUAAUAUUAAUACUCUUUAUAAUAGUAGUUAUUAUUGUCUAUUUUAUGAUGAGAAAAAGUUCUUCUGAAGAAGUUGUUGAUGAAAAUAUGGAAGUAAGUCCAAGUGAGAUUUGA